AUGCCUUUCUCACUCUACGACAUAACCGUCCCCGUCUUCAUCAGGGACCUCAACAUCCUUCAAAACAUCCUCAAGCGAGGCAUCGAACACGCCUCCACCACCUCCUCCGAACAAACCCUCCUCGACUCCCGCCUCAUCGCCGACAUGGAAGCCUUCCCCUACCAAAUCCAGCGUCUCUCCGACUGCGUAAAAGGACUCGCCGUGCGCAUGGGGGGCGUCGCACCGCAAGCCUGGGCCGACGAGGAGAAGACCCUCGCAGAGCUCCAAGAACGGGUCCAAAAGACGAUUGGGAUCUUGGAGACUGUGGACCCCAAGAGCAUGGAUGGGAAGGAGGAUCUCAAGAUUGAGAUUGGGCCGUAUAAGUUUACGGGGACGACGUAUGUGCAGCAGUUUGUGAUUCCGAAUUUUUACUUUCAUCAUGUUAUGACGUAUGCUCUGCUCCGGAAGGAGGGUGUGCAGAUUGGGAAGAGGAAUUAUUUGGGGCAUGUUGUUUGA
This is a messenger RNA of Hymenoscyphus albidus, 495 nucleotides long. Lineage: Eukaryota; Fungi; Ascomycota; Leotiomycetes; Helotiales; Helotiaceae. The record is from the annotation of a GenBank genome assembly.